CUAAAUUAUUAGCACCAACGCCAACUACUUUCAAAUUGGCGGGAAAUUUUUCGCUCUAAUCUCGCCUUUUUUCAUUGAAUUUCUAAAUUUCCGUGAGUGUUUAGUGUUAUUAAAUCCGAGAAAAUGUUAUCCACUACAAUCCAACCUAACCUCAAAGACGACUCAAACAAGGAAAACGUCUCCGAUAACCCCUUAAACAUCGGAGAUACCUGCCGUGACCCAAAAACCAGCGGUUUACCCCUCGAACAAGAACACGAAGAAUACCAAUACUUGAACCACAUCAAAUUAAUCAUCGACAAGGGGGUUAAAAAAAGCGACCGAACUGGUGUUGGCACAUUUUCGAUUUUUGGGGCCCAAAUGCGCUAUUCUUUACGCGACAACACCUUCCCCUUAUUGACCACGAAACGUGUUUUCUGGCGCGGCGUCGUCGAAGAGUUGCUUUGGUUCAUAAAAGGCUCAACAAACGCGAAUGAAUUGAAAGAGAAAAAUGUCCAUAUUUGGGAUGCUAACAGUACGCGAGAAUUCCUCGAUUCAGUGGGGCUCAAUGAGCGGGAAGAGGGCGAUUUGGGGCCGGUUUAUGGCUUCCAGUGGCGCCACUUCGGGGCUGAAUACAAAGGAAUGAGAGCUGAUUACACCAAUCAAGGAAUUGACCAAUUGGCUCAUGUUAUCAACACGAUUCGAAAUAAACCCAAUGAUAGGAGGAUUAUAAUGUGUGCGUGGAACCCUGUGGAUAUCCCCGAGAUGGCCCUCCCGCCGUGUCACUGUCUUGUGCAGUUUUUUGUCGCAAAUGGGGAAUUGUCGUGUUUGUUGUACCAAAGAUCGGCUGAUAUGGGGCUUGGGGUACCUUUCAAUAUCGCAAGUUACUCGCUAUUGACUUACAUGAUUGCACAUGUCACCGGAUUAAAGCCCGGGGAAUUCAUCCACACUUUGGGGGACAGUCACGUCUACUUGAAUCACGUCGAGCCGUUACAAGAACAACUCAAAAGGACCCCAAAACCGUUCCCGAGUUUAAAAAUCAAGAGACAGGUUUUGAGUAUUGAGGAUUUUGUUUUUGAUGAUUUUGAGUUAAGUGGUUAUGAACCACACCCGAAAUUGAGUAUGCCGAUGGCUGUUUGAGGUAAAAGAGUUUUUUUUUUUGUAAAUAAAACAUUUAUUGAAACUAUUCUCGCA
Molecule: messenger RNA, 1170 nt
Organism: Tribolium madens (black flour beetle)
Lineage: Eukaryota; Metazoa; Arthropoda; Insecta; Coleoptera; Tenebrionidae
Product: thymidylate synthase-like
Exons: 3
Coding region: 124-1116 (330 amino acids)
Biological process (GO): dTMP biosynthetic process
Cellular component (GO): cytosol; mitochondrion
Molecular function (GO): thymidylate synthase activity
Source: RefSeq, a predicted model, not a curated record